ACAUACUAAUUUGAAUAAAGUAUUUUUAAUGAUAUUGCAAAUUUUUUUUUAUUUAAUGCACGAGAAAAUUAUAAUCAAGCUUUCAGAAAUGUCUUACCAAUCAUAGGGAAAAUGCUAUGUUAAGUGUUAAGACAUUUAAGAUAAAUGUCAGACGAGGAGUGUGUAGAUUUCAAGCUGAUGAAUACAUAGAUGACCGACUUGAAGUCGAGCUGUCGAUUAGAGAUUAUUAAACUAUUUCGAUAAUUUGAACCUAUUAGAUUUGAAAAUGAAUUCAAAUCCAAUCAACUGUAAUUACAUUUGAUUCAAAUUCAAAUUGGCGUCUGUAGUAAUAAAAUAAUUUUAUACAUCUAAAGUAUUUUUGAAUUUAAAAUAUACAUUAUUAUAUACAUUAUUUUUCCCUUGAUUAAAUGUAACUAUGUUCCUAUUAAAACAUAGAACUUUAAACUAAACGAUUACAAAUUAUAAGUUAGCUGUUAAAGGAAAAACAUUUCUAUUUAGUUAUUGUAAACUUAAAAAAUUUCGUAAUAUAUUUUGUAAUAAAAUAUUUUAUGUUAUUAGAUACAUUAAUUAGCGUGUGUUAAGAAUAUUUAUCAAAAUUGUUAUAUCAAAAAGACAUUAAUUUAUUAAAUUUAUUAAAUUGAAUAUAAAUACAUUAUAUUUUUUGAAUUUUAUUUAUAUUUUAUGUGUGUGCAAUUACAAAAAUUUUUAUAAAUUUUCUUUUGUUGGAACUUGAAGCGAGCAAACCAUGAUUAGUCUGUCAACACUGGUCAACACAACACGAAGGUGCGAGCGGGAUGCACACGCUUCGAGCGAAUUACAGAAUAAUUAGUGUAAUUUUAUCGUAUUAAGAUAUUUGUGAUGUGAGGCGUAUGUGCGAACGAAUCAAACAAUGGAUGAACCUGUUGCAACGACUGAAAAAUCGAAAAAGAUAGAAGCUAUAAACAAAGAAACGAUUCAUCACAUCUGCUCCGGCCAGGUGGUGCUCGAUCUUGCGAUUGCAGUUAAAGAAUUAGUGGAGAACAGUUUGGACAGCGGUGCCACAGUAAUCGACGUCAAACUUACCGAUUACGGUAAAACGUGCAUUAGCGUUAGUGACAACGGUAGUGGUGUUUCGGAACAAGAUUUUGAAGGCUUAGGUUUGAAACACCACACUUCAAAGCUUCGGGAAUUCACAGACUUGACUGAAGUGGACUUGACUGAAGUGAACACAUUUGGCUUCCGUGGUGAAGCGUUGAGCUCGUUGUGCGCCUUGUCUGAGUUGAGUAUCAUCACCAGGCAUGCCACGAGCGAACACGGUUUCAAAUUGGAAUUUGACCGGAAUGGUAUCCUUACGAGGAAGGAACCGUAUGCCAGAGAGAAGGGUACCACAGUAUAUGUGAGGAACAUAUUCAAAAAUUUACCUGUGAGAGCAAAGGAGUUUCAGAAGAAUCUAAAGAAAGAGUACGCGCGCGCUGUUCAAGUCUUGUACAGUUACUGCCUGGUCUCCACUAACAUUAAGAUUACAUGUUCCAAUUUGCUAGCAGGAAAAUCGCCUAAUCUCAUCGUGACUACGAGAAAUGUUGAUGACGUACUGAGCAACAUCAAUUCCGUAUUCGGCAAGAAGUCUCUGGAUGGAAUUGUUAAACUCGAAUUACAAUCUCCUGAUGAGACGGUAUUGCAAGAAUACAACUUGCCUAGUGAUGCUACUGUAGAUUUUGAUUGGGAGUGUUACGUGAGCACCUGCGACCACGCAAUCGGACGUUCUUCGCCCGAUCGACAAUUUUUUUAUGUAAACGGUCGGCCGUGUGAUCUCACGAAGAUCAGCAAAUUGGUCAACAGCGUGUACCACAGGUACAACAUUAAACAAUAUCCGUUUGUCUUUUUCAAUAUCAAAUUGGACCGGCAAUGCGCCGAUGUUAAUGUUACUCCGGAUAAAAGGACAAUAUUUGUUACGCAAGAACGUCUCAUAUUAGCAACUCUGAAAUUCAGUUUAAUAACAAAAUGGGACAAACUGCAAGGGAAUUUUACAGUCAAAACUUUAACGGAAUUAAAUUUUGGUUUGAAAAGGACAAUCUCGCCUAAUCACGCGCAUUCGCCAGCUAAAAGAUUACAACUGUCCCCUUCAGUAUCGCAUAUUGUGAAAGAGAAUGAUACCACCAUCCAGACCAAUAUCAAAUCAUUGAAGAAGCCUACAGAUGUAAAUAUGGCGAUAAGUAUAGUAACAAUAAAAGAAAAAUUAAAUGAAAAACAGAAUAUUGCUACAGCACUCAGCAGUACAAUUAAAAGAAUAAAAUAUAGAGUACAAAUGGAAGGUAAUCAAAGCGAGGCUGAAAAAGAACUGCAAAAAGAAUUGACAAAAGAUUCAUUUGAAAAGAUGGAGAUAAUAGGUCAAUUUAAUCUUGGUUUUAUAAUAGCUCGCUUGGAAGAUGAUCUAUUUAUCAUUGACCAACACGCCACCGACGAAAAAUUUCGCUUCGAAAAACUCAGUAACGAAACAAAACUGAAAACCCAGAAACUUAUUGUACCAAAGUUGUUGAACUUCUCUGCAUUGAAUGAAACUAUACUUAUAGACAAUCUACAAACAUUCGAAAAUAACGGGUUUACUUUUAAUAUUAAUGAGCAAGCUGAGCCUGGUAAAAAAGUAGAAUUAAUAGGAAUGCCUGUCAGUGGUAAUUGGCAGUUUGGUCAAGAGGACAUUGAGGAAUUAAUAUUUCUCAUUAGAGAAGCGGGAAAUGAAAACAAACACAUGUAUCGUCCAAGUCGUGUCAGGCAAAUGUUAGCGUCCAGAGCGUGCCGCAGCGCGGUUAUGAUCGGCACAGCAUUAAAUACAAGUGAGAUGCAGAGGCUAGUAACGCAGAUGACACAAAUGUACAAUCCGUGGAAUUGUCCACAUGGCAGACCUACCAUAAGGCAUUUGUUAUCCUUAUUACUAGUAAACAAAUGAUCUGUGAUGUUUUCAUAAAAGUAUUUUAUAAAGACAUUUGUGUUUAAAUACAAGCAAAUAAUUCUUCAGCCACAAGUAAAUCUUUUAACAAAUUAUCAAAAUUAAAAAGUUACAUAAAUAAGAAUAAAAUGAUUUAAAAAACAAA
Molecule: messenger RNA, 3068 nt
Organism: Solenopsis invicta (red fire ant)
Lineage: Eukaryota; Metazoa; Arthropoda; Insecta; Hymenoptera; Formicidae
Gene: Pms2
Product: mismatch repair endonuclease PMS2
Exons: 5
Coding region: 890-2923 (677 amino acids)
Biological process (GO): mismatch repair
Cellular component (GO): MutLalpha complex
Molecular function (GO): ATP-dependent DNA damage sensor activity; mismatched DNA binding; ATP binding
Source: RefSeq, a predicted model, not a curated record